CAUGUGCUCUUGGCGGUAAUUCAUCGAUAUUUUAAUUACAUUACGUGCGAUUUGUUGUUUGCAGUUUAGUGUGUUGAAAUUAAAUUAGUUAUAUUUAUUAACUAAAAAUUCUUGGUUAUGUAAUUUUUUGUGGACUUACAUUUUAGUAAAAAACUGCUAAUAAAUAAAAAAAAUCUAACAUGGCUGAUAAUUUGAAUAAGAGGCCUUCCAAAGGCAUUCUUAAAACCUCAAGUAGUUUUGAUAGACAAGAGACACCUUCAACAUCAAAAAAACCUAAAGGAACUCAAUGGGACGAGAUGAAUAUUAUAGCAACUUUACAUCCGGCUGAUAAAGAUUAUGGUCACAUGAAAAUUGAUGAACCUAAAACACCAUAUAGUUAUGAAGGAGCUGAUAAAAAGCUGGAUGCAGAUUUAUUAUCGGAGAGAUUAAAAGCUGGUGCAAAAGAGCUGCCUCGCAUCAUGCAAAGUGAAUCAGACAGUGACGAGGAGGUAGAAACUGAGGAGCAAAAAGAACAAAGAAAAAUAUUUGAAAAGAAGCGUAAAGAACAUUACAAUGAAUUUUUAGCAAUGAAGCUGGCUCGUAAACUUCUAGAAGAAGAGGAAGAAGAUGAAGAAAACGAUGAUAAAAAAUUGAAUAAAGAAAACUCGGACACAAAUGAUAAAGGAAAUGAUAGAAGCUCCAGUAAAGCAAAGAAACCCAACCCCAAAAAUAAUUUGUAAUAUAUUGUAAUGUAAUGUGUAAAAAUAGA
This is a messenger RNA of Ctenocephalides felis (cat flea), 748 nucleotides long. Its product is annotated as protein phosphatase inhibitor 2-like. Gene Ontology annotation, molecular function: protein phosphatase inhibitor activity. The transcript has 5 exons. NCBI's taxonomy places the organism in Eukaryota, Metazoa, Arthropoda, Insecta, Siphonaptera, Pulicidae. Gene Ontology annotation, biological process: regulation of signal transduction. The record is from RefSeq and is a predicted model, not a curated record. Bases 180 to 719 code for a protein of 179 amino acids.